GCAGGCGGGUGCGGGCCAUGGAGGAGAAGUACCUGCCCGAGCUGAUGGCGGAGAAGGACUCGCUGGAUCCGUCCUUUACUCACGCGUUGCGGCUGGUCAACCAAGAGAUCGAUAAAUUCCAAAAAGGGGAAAGCAAAGAAGAAGAAAAGUACAUUGAUGUAGUGAUUAACAAAAAUAUGAAACUGGGACAAAAAGUAUUAAUUCCAGUAAAACAGUUUCCCAAGUUCAACUUUGUGGGGAAACUUUUGGGCCCACGUGGCAAUUCUCUGAAGCGCUUGCAAGAAGAGACAUUGACCAAAAUGUCAAUAUUGGGAAAAGGAUCCAUGAGGGACAAAGCAAAGGAAGAAGAGUUGAGGAAAAGUGGAGAAGCAAAAUACUUUCACCUGAAUGAUGAUUUGCAUGUGUUAAUUGAAGUCUUCGCCCCACCAGCAGAAGCUUAUGCAAGAAUGGGUCAUGCACUGGAAGAAAUUAAGAAAUUCCUCAUUCCUGAUUACAAUGAUGAAAUCCGACAGGCACAAUUGCAGGAAUUAACUUACUUGAACGGUGGCUCAGAAAACGCAGAAGUUCCAGUAGUUCGUGGGAAACCGACUUUGCGGGCAAGGGGGGUACCCACCCCUACCCUGGCAAGAGCCCGUGGAGGUGUGCCACCCCCACCGACUGGUGUUCCACGAGGGGCUCCAGCACCCAGAGGAGUACCCCCUGGUAGAGGUCCCAUCAGUCGUGGCCGCGGUCUUUUAACUCCCAGAGCAAGAGGCGUUCCUCCAUCUGCAGGCUACCGAUCACUUCCGCCUCCUCCAGCACAAGACACGUAUGGAGAAUAUGACUACGACGAUGGAUAUGGCGCUUCAUAUGAUGAACAGAGCUAUGAUUCUUAUGACAACAGCUAUAAUACUUCAGCACAAAGUGGGGCCGAUUACUACGAUUACGCCCAUGGACUGAGUGAUGAAACAUAUGAUUCUUACAGACAGGAAGAAUGGACCAACUCAAGACAUAAGGCGCCUCCAUCAAGGACAGCAAAGGGAGCCUACAGAGAGCAGCCAUAUGCCAGAUACUGAUUAAACUGUCUGAUGUUGUGAAAUACCCAAUCUUCACCAGUCCUGUAUACUGUUCAAAGUAAUUUUUUUCUAUGAACAAUCCCUUUUUAUUAAAAUCAAAGUGCUUAAUCUGAAUGGACGGACUGAGCUUAAUCUAUUUUCUGCUGAAUGAAAACCUGGACAGGAAGACAUGUGACGUGAGAAGCUUUGUUAUUUCCAGAUUGUAUUUGGAAAAAAAAAAUAGGUGAACAAAACAAAAAAAGGAGAAAAAAAAUAACCUUUGAUUAACUAGUGUUAAAAACAGCUAGGUUUACUAAAUAUGUUAAUCCAUUAUUUUUAACCUAAGCGUAACCUUUUAUUUUAAAGGUUUUCAACAAUUUAGUUACAGUCUUAUCUUUCAACCAUUUUGCUAGUCUUUCUCUUGCAAACCUGCGUAAAAAGGGAAGCAGAUCAGAAAUGCAAAUGUGGUAUUUUGUAAUUUGAGUCUUGAAAUGUUCUGUAGUGUUAAGCAAAGUUUACUCUUGCUUGAUACUAAAUAAACUUUUGAAAGAAAAAUCA
This is a messenger RNA of Pogona vitticeps (central bearded dragon), 1592 nucleotides long. It is a transcript of the gene KHDRBS3, whose product is annotated as KH RNA binding domain containing, signal transduction associated 3. NCBI's taxonomy places the organism in Eukaryota, Metazoa, Chordata, Lepidosauria, Squamata, Agamidae. Gene Ontology annotation, molecular function: mRNA binding. The record is from RefSeq and is a predicted model, not a curated record. Gene Ontology annotation, cellular component: nucleus. Gene Ontology annotation, biological process: regulation of alternative mRNA splicing, via spliceosome.